Molecule: messenger RNA, 687 nt
Organism: Drosophila willistoni
Lineage: Eukaryota; Metazoa; Arthropoda; Insecta; Diptera; Drosophilidae
Exons: 5
Coding region: 1-687 (228 amino acids)
Source: RefSeq, a predicted model, not a curated record
AUGAGCUACUUAGCAUUUAUUUUAUUCAUAAUCAAUUGGAAAUAUAUAAAUUCAGCGUUGUUAUUUACUACCAACUCGGAAUAUGGUAUCUUUAUGGCCAUAUCAGUACCCUUGAUUUUGCCACAUCGCAAUGUCUUUUUGUCCUACAAUUACGAAUUUAAUUACUAUCAACCUGAACAUGUCUACAAAUAUCCACCGAUUUUGAUGGGCGACUAUGAGGAUAGUUAUUUGACAUAUCCGACAUCGGGCAGAGAAUCUUCACAUCCUAAUCAAAGUAAGAAGCUAAAGAAGAAGACCACCACCACAACCACCACAAAAGAGCCAACACGUGAGAAGCGUUCAUUGAGUUUAAUGACACGUUCGGUAUUCUAUAUAAUGAUUAAAGAUAAACUAGAUAGAUCUGGUUAUCCAGCCGAAGCGUGCCUUCUACGCAUGAUAUGCGAGACAAAUGCCUCAACAUUGGGUGAAGUGAAUGGCUUCUUGGGAAACUUAGUUCAUAUUAUCUUUACACCGAGUACUUCAAAAGAUGAACAUUUAUCACAAGAUUAUUAUCAGGCCGAAUGGAUGGGACAUCAUGGUCAAGAUUGUUCAUCAUAUAAAGAACAGUGUAGAGAAAAUGUUUUAGAUCUAAUAUCCAAACCAAUCGAAGAGUUAUUAACAAAUGUUGUAAGAAAAAAACGAAAAUAA